CAAUUUUUCAAUUACGAACUAAUCAGCCGGCCCUUGAAUAAACCAUCUCCUCCCUCAAAUCUCACAAAAUCUAAACCAGAACACAAAUCUCUUCUUCAUUUUCAUCAUCAUAAUCUUCAAUGGCCGAUUUCCCCGAAGGCUGCAUAGCCGAUAUCAUCUCCUUCACCACUCCUCGCGACGCAUGCCGCCUCCGUUUGGUGUCGACCACCUUCAGGUCCGCCGCCGAAUCCGACACCGUGUGGGAGAAGUUUCUGCCACCCGAUUUCUCCUCCCUCGUCUCUCGAUCCACACAUCCUCCUAUCUUCUCUCGCCUCAAGGACCUGUACUUCACCCUCUGCAAUCGCCCCUUACUCAUCGAUGGGGGUAGAAAGAGCUUCUCACUGGAGAAAGAGACUGGAAAAAAGUGUUUCAUGCUAUCCGCGAGAGAGCUCUGUAUCAUUUGGGGUGAUACUCCUCGAUAUUGGAAGUGGAUUUCUUCACCUAAAACUAGGUUUGAAGAAGUGGCUCUGCUCCUUCGGGUGUGUUGGUUGGAGAUCAGUGGGAAGAUUGAAAUUUCGAUGCUAUCUCCAUCGACACGGUACACUGCAUAUCUUGUCUUCAAGCUAAAUCGUCAAUUUCUUUGGGGAUUUAACAUCCAAGCAGGAGAUACAUCAAUUAGGGUUUCGGAAUCUGGGGAGACUGUUCGGGGAACAGCCGUUCUAGGCGCCCAUCUUUACAAGAGAGAAGAAGAAAAUUGGCAUAAUUAUCCCGAGGAGAGAAAAGAUGGGUGGAUGGAAAUUGAGCUGGGUGAGUUUUUCUACCAUGGAAGACAAGAGGGGGAGCUGGAAAUGAGGUUUGAAGAUUUGAGUGGCCAUUGGAAGGGAGGUCUCGUUGUUCAUGGCAUCGAAAUUAGACCAAAAUAAGAUACGCUCUACUCUGUCUGUCCUCGUAUAUAACUUACCUUUUAUGUUGGUAGAUUUUCUCUUAGUUUUAUUUGGGAAAUAAUCGCAAAAAGUUAGCAUUA
This is a messenger RNA of Humulus lupulus (European hop), 1003 nucleotides long. Its product is annotated as putative F-box protein PP2-B12. Gene Ontology annotation, molecular function: protein binding. The transcript is spliced from 3 exons. Bases 120 to 902 code for a protein of 260 amino acids. The record is from RefSeq and is a predicted model, not a curated record. NCBI's taxonomy places the organism in Eukaryota, Viridiplantae, Streptophyta, Magnoliopsida, Rosales, Cannabaceae.